Nematostella vectensis (starlet sea anemone) is the source of this 2007-nucleotide messenger RNA. Its product is annotated as neuronal acetylcholine receptor subunit alpha-7. The record is from RefSeq and is a predicted model, not a curated record. The coding region runs from base 125 to 1432 and encodes 435 amino acids. Gene Ontology annotation, cellular component: postsynaptic membrane; neuron projection; synapse. NCBI's taxonomy places the organism in Eukaryota, Metazoa, Cnidaria, Anthozoa, Actiniaria, Edwardsiidae. Gene Ontology annotation, biological process: monoatomic ion transmembrane transport; regulation of membrane potential; signal transduction. Gene Ontology annotation, molecular function: acetylcholine-gated monoatomic cation-selective channel activity; transmembrane signaling receptor activity. The transcript has 10 exons.
UGAUUGGCUAAUUCUUGCACCUGUCUACUAGCAUUGUAAACUCUCAACGACUUUAUCAAUCAAUAAAAAGGGUUAGAAAAUUUCUAGGUGAUAGCAGAUAGGGGAGAAAUUAUGUGAGAAAAUUAUGGGAAAAAGCAUAAGUCUAUUUGUAUUUGGACUUUACGGUGUGUCUAUUUUGGGACAGCUUAAAGUGAUCUCUUGUGACAGCGGUAAUCGGCAGAAGAGACUUAUCCAUGACCUUUUGGAUACGUAUAAUCCCAGGGCUCGACCCGUUACCAAUGACAACCAUACGGUGGGAUUGAAACUUACCAUUAGGCUGCAGCAGAUUAUGGACGUGGACGAGAAGAACGAAGUCAUCCAAACAUUUCUGAUUCUGGAACAGAUGUGGAAUGAUACUCGCCUAGCCUGGAACGAGACUGAGUACGGAGGAAUCAAGCAGAUGACACUUCGCUCAAAGUUAAUAUGGACGCCAGAUAUCAGUGUGCUCAACAGCGCAAACAAGGAUAUGGAUCUGAGAGAGAAAAACAUUCGACUCUUCAUCAACAGCGCGGGCGAGGUGUUAUGGAUGAAUCCCCUAAUACUCCACACUUCUUGUGGUAUGGACAUUGCGCACUUCCCAUUCGACAACCAGGCAUGUGAGUUAAGGUUUGGCUCCUGGUCCACCUCCCUACGCUACAUGGAUGUCCACCCGUUCGAAGACACUGCUAAUCUGCAAUAUUUCGUUGAAAAUGGUGAAUGGAUACUGGAAAGCACCACAUCAUACCGGAAGUUGAAGAAAUACGGCUGUUGUGAGAGCGAGUUUCCGGAAGUGACGUACGUUCUUGAGUUGCACAGGCGCACAUUGUUCUACACGAUGAACUUCAUUCUGCCUUGCGUACUCAUCGCCGUUCUAGCUCUCCUCGUCUUUCUGCUACCGCCGGAGUCUGGGGAGAGGAUGUCGUUUGGGGUCACUGUGUUGCUGUCGUUCACCAUACUCAUCCUCAUGUUACAGGCGAAGUUACCCGUCUCGUCUAAGGUGACCCCCCGAAUUGCGGUGUUUUACUGGAGCAUUAUGCUGGAGGUGUCUGCCGGCAUGUUUAUGGCCUGUCUGAUGCUAAGGUUCUACUAUCCGGAGCAAUCAAACGCACCCCUCCCCGGAUGGGUCAAGGAGUGUGUUCUCAACUACUGCGCACGCAUUGUUGGCUUGAAAAAGACCGCUGAACGUGUCCAGCAGGCGCUUGUGAUUCAAGGUUUUCACCAAGAGAAACUGCGCGAGAGCCACCAUACAGCUGGUGAUAACAUGAAAGUUCUAACGAACCAUAUCACGAAGACUGAGAGCGCAGAGGCCAAGAGGGAAGAGUGGAGACUAGCGGCCAGCGUUAUCAACAGGGUGUUUACGCUGCUCUACGUCAUUUCUAUAACCAUUACAAUUACAGUGAUAUUCUUAUUUUGAAUCGCGCCAUAAACAUGAUAUUCACGGUAAAAGAUGUUAUCACUACCAUAGUACAUUUUUAGCGGAGCCCCAUAGUUAAAUGUGGUAGGCUAUACGAUAAAGUUCCCGUGGUUGCGUUGUUGGUUCAUUGUUUUCCGUUUAUCCUUGCCCCUCGCGUCUCUGAUUGGUCGAAAAUAAAAUGGCGCGAAAGUGGGAACGCGCGCGUACUGAAAAAAAAAAUCAAUUUCCUUCAUCCAUAGUUUUGCAAAACAAACAUGCUACAAAGCCAAAGCUUAUAAUAUUAUAAAACACUGUAAAAAUAAUACACAAAUACGAACAUAGAAAACGGAUUGCGAAAAGGAAGGUGAACUUAAAAGGCGAAAACAUUCAGAACGACAUAAAGUCUCUAAGUAAGAUAAAAAAGAAUAAAGAAAAGAAGACAUGAAAUCACGAUCGAUACACUUUAAAAGCUUAAAUACCGUUAGAAUGAUUUGUAACCCUAGGUUCUAUAAUUAAACCGAUGAUAAGUAGAUGACGGUUCAACCUACUAGAUAUUCUUUUUAAAAAUUGAAUAAAUUUGUUAUAGUCGGUUCAAA